AAAAAUAACGCAUACAGUGGAUCAAUUUCAUAAUGUGACUGCGAGGAGGUGUUUAGGAUGCCGAGCAGCUGCUGACAAACUUCACCACAGUUCACAGCCACAUAGCUGUCAGUUGACCCCAGAGGAAGAAGGAAUGCCGCCUUUAGUUGGAGCUGAGUUGAUCCUGACACCAGUGCAGCUCUACCGAUAUCUCCUCAGAUGCUGCAAACAGUUACCAACAGCAGCAAUGCAGCAGCACUAUCGUCAUGCUAUUAGACAGAGUUACAAAAGUCAUGCAGAUGAAGAUGACCCAGAGAGGAUACAAAUGAUAAUCCAAAGAGCUAUUGCAGACGCUAACUGGAUUCUUGAUAAAUAUACCAAGAAGAAGUGAAGUCUGUAAACCACAAGUGUCCACCAGUCCUGCAUUCUGUAGUGCUGCGCUUGACAGAAGUCGUAGUUGUGGGAACACAGUUUCUAUGUCUGACUCUUGAGUGUUCACUGUGUUAUUUGUUCUCAUCGUCCCCACUAGCCAUUGGCUAUUACUAUAUACUGUAAAUUGACUACUAAAUUCAGUAUAAUGUUAAUUGUAUAAUGUGUAUAAUGUUAAAAAGUGUACAUCCUGUUCAGAUUGCAAUGAGAUGACUGUGUACUGUGUUUCUUUUUCAAUAAACAAAUUCUCUAACUAUA
This is a messenger RNA of Thunnus maccoyii (southern bluefin tuna), 666 nucleotides long. RefSeq names its product LYR motif containing 9 (gene lyrm9). Lineage: Eukaryota; Metazoa; Chordata; Actinopteri; Scombriformes; Scombridae. The transcript has 4 exons. The record is from RefSeq and is a predicted model, not a curated record. Bases 134 to 370 code for a protein of 78 amino acids.